UAAUUAGCAGAUACUGAUAAUAUAAUUAUAACUUCUUAUAAAAUAUAUAUAUAUACCAUGAAACACUUUAUUAUAAAAGAUAUGAUCAAUUCAAUUUGGUGCUUAUUAAUAGGACUCAACUACUUGCAUGGUUGCGAAAUCAAAACGUUCUUCAAUGGUAGCCUUGAAGAAAGAGUGAUAAAUAACAAUGGCUUACUCUUCAUUUCUGAACAUGAAAAUGGUUCCAUGAAUAAGGAUUACAUCACCUUCAAAAAUUGCAAUGGAACACUAAAUCUUUAUUCUGAGAUGGAUGAUGGAUUUCGUUUUACCAAUCCUCUGAUCACACUUUUAAACACCAGUGUUUUUGGUGAAGGUACUAUGAAUAAAACGUAUAGACUUAACAACAAGAGAACUAACAAAACUAUAAAAGGACGGCGUAUAGGCAACGAUGAAAAUUAUAUUAUGAUACAUUGGCGUAACUAUUAGAAAAUUAUUUCCUUAGCGAAAAAAAAAAUCUACAUUCUAUCAAAUUUAAAUUAUGGUGCUAUAAAAUACUUAACCAAAUUAUAAAUUUUUUUAAAGGGGAUUUGAAAUUUAUUCUAAAAAAAAUGAUUUAAAUGUUUGUCAUUUUAUAUCACACCAUAAAUAAAAUAUUGAAUAAAUAAUAGCAAGGAAUAUGUACAGAUAU
Messenger RNA from Gordionus sp. m RMFG-2023, 667 nucleotides. RefSeq lists its product as uncharacterized. The record is from RefSeq and is a predicted model, not a curated record. The transcript has 5 exons. NCBI's taxonomy places the organism in Eukaryota, Metazoa, Nematomorpha, Gordioida, Chordodea, Parachordodidae. Bases 58 to 465 code for a protein of 135 amino acids.